Triticum dicoccoides is the source of this 993-nucleotide messenger RNA. RefSeq names its product non-specific lipid transfer protein GPI-anchored 2-like. The record is from RefSeq and is a predicted model, not a curated record. The transcript is spliced from 2 exons. The coding region runs from base 100 to 609 and encodes 169 amino acids. Lineage: Eukaryota; Viridiplantae; Streptophyta; Magnoliopsida; Poales; Poaceae.
GAUCAGCGUAAGGAAGCAGCAUCUAGCUCCAAGCAUCCCCAAGCCAAGAAAAAGCCUCUUGUUUUGACUAUCAAACCAAGGGAGAAGACGCGUCCAUCAAUGGCGGCGAGAGCGAGAGCGGUGGCAGCCACGUCCAGCAACAGCAGCAUCCUCCUGGCCGCGGCGGUGGCACUGGCGCUGCUGGUGUCGUCGGCGUCGGCGCAGUCCGGUUGUACGACGGCGCUGGUCGGCCUGUACCCGUGCAUGAACUACAUCAGCGGCAACGACACAGCGCCGACCAAGUCCUGCUGCUCGCAGCUCGGCUCCGUCGUGCAGUCCCAGCCGCAGUGCCUCUGCAGCGCCCUCGGCGGCGAGUCGUCGUCGCUGGGCGGCAUGACCAUCAACAAGACGCGCGCGCUGGAGCUCCCCAACGCGUGCAGCGUGCAGACCCCGCCGGCGAGCAAGUGCAACGGCGCUGGAGGCGGCAGUGCUCCGGGCGCUGGCUCGGGAUCGAAGACGACAUCGACGGCGUACUUGCAGGGGAGCGGUGGGUCGCCGCUCCAGGGCACGGCCGGUCGUCUGGUGUUCGCGCUCUCGGCCGCUGCGGUCUACGCCGUGUCCACCGUGUGAGUUCUCGGGCUAUCGGCCACUGGUCCGAAGCACUAGCUGCCUGGCGAUUCAGAGAUGUGUUUCUUGUGAGCUGCCUGGCUACUACUCCCUUCGUCCGGAAAUACUUAUCAUCAAAAUGGAUAAAAGGAGGUGUAUCUAGACGUAUUUUAGUUUCAGAUACAUCUCCUUUUAUCCAUUUUGAUGACAAGUAUUUUCGGACGGAGCGAGUAUUAUUUACGCCAUGUGUGAGAUAUUAUUUACAAAUCACAAUAUUUUUAAACCACGAUAGUUUAGCAUUAGACUGAGGAGUAUUGGUCAGUGUCGUGUUCCACAUUUGUAAUAUUAUUGGUCGUUUUGAUGCAGUCACAGUAAGAUCAACACAGAGAAGAAAGAUCUUUUUUUUUA